UCAGGACAAUCAAAGCACAUCUAAACACAAAGUGUAACAAAACAGUACUAUCUCCUUAAAAAAGUUGUGGCCAUGGGCUUUUGUGAGAAGCUUUUGCAUAUCAUAGUGGCUGGAGUACUGAUAAUGCUUGCAAUGGUGGCAGCAGCAACAGCAGCAACUAUGGCCAAGCCUGGCUGCCCCAACAGGUGUGGAGAUGUUGAAAUUCCAUACCCAUAUGGCUUGACGAAGGGAUGCUAUCUAAAUAAGACGUUUAAAAUCACUUGUAACGACUCUGAAAUACCAAAGAUAGGUAGAGUUGUGGUUACAGAAAUAUCGAUCAAGACUCAUGAGUUGCAUGUCUUGAAUAAUGUAGCCCAAGAGUGUUACAAUUCGUUGGGUCAACUUCUACGCAACAAAGGGCCCUUGUUCUGGGCAGGGCGGUUCACCAUUUCCAACAGCAAAAAUAAGUUCAUUGCUCUUGGCUGUGACACAAUUGCAUACCUUCGUGGGUCCCAAAACAAUGAUACGUACUGGACCGGGUGCGCAUCUCUAUGUACUAGCCUUCGCAAUGUGGUCAAUGGAUCUUGCUCUGGCGUUGGGUGUUGCGAGGUAGGGUUUCCGGAUGGAUUAAAAGAUAUUAAAUUGGAAGUAAAUAGCUUUUAUCAGCACGUCAACGUAUCAGACUUCAAUCCCUGCGGCUAUGCUUUUGUUGUCGCGGAUGGCAAGUUCAACUUCUCCGCCGAUUAUCUCCUCGAUCUACCGAAUGAUAAGCUUCCAGUGGUGCUCGAUUGGACAGUUGGAAACCUAACAUGUGAAGUAGCUCGAAAAGAACCGGAGUUCGCAUGUAAGAAGAAUAGUGAAUGCCUUAACCCUCAAAACAGGCAGGGAUACCGCUGCCAGUGCAAGCAAGGUUACCAAGGGAAUCCAUACCUCGACGACGCCCAUGGUGGUUGCAAAGACAUUGACGAAUGUAUCGAUCCAACUCUCAAUAAUUGCAAAACGAAAUCCUGUUUCAACAUAGAAGGCAAUUAUACAUGUAGUUGUCCCAAGGGGUACCAUGGGGACGGAAGAAAAGAUGGUCAAGAUUGUGCUGCGGAUCCCGCACCGGUGGCUAAGAUUCCCAUUGUUAUUGGCGUAAGCUUUGUUGCUGUGCUUGUGGGUAGCUCAUGGCUGUACAUCGUCUACAAGAAAAGAAAACUUAUGAAGCUUAGAGAAAGCUUCUUUCGAAAAAAUGGGGGUUUGAUUUUAAAACAGAAACUCAUCAAACAACAAGGAUCCAAGGAAACAGCCAAAAUCUUUACAGUAGAAGAGCUGAAGAAGGCGACAAAUAAUUAUGCAGAGAGUAGGAUCAUUGGCGAAGGAGGUUUUGGUACAGUUUACAAAGGAUUUUUACCUGAUAAAAGGAUUGUUGCCAUUAAGAAGUCCAAGACAGUGAAUCAAAAUCAAAUUGACCAAUUCGUUAACGAGGUUGUUCUGCUCUCCCAAAUUGACCAUAGGAAUAUUGUCAAACUCUUGGGCUGUUGUUUAGAAACACAAGUUCCAUUGCUAGUCUAUGAAUUUGUCCCAAAAGGUACACUCUUCAAUUAUAUAAAUCAUGAAAGUAGCGCAUCCACCAUACAAUGGGAAACCCGUCUAAGAAUAGCUGCAGAAACAGCGAACGCAUUAUCGUAUCUGCACUUUGCAGAUUCGACACCUAUAAUUCAUAGAGAUGUCAAGUCUUCAAACAUAUUGCUUGAUGAUGAUUUCACUGCAAAAGUCUCAGACUUUGGAAUUUCAAGAUUGGUUCCCAGAGAUCAAAAAGAACUGGCCACUGCAGUGCAAGGAACACUUGGAUACUUGGAUCCUGAAUACUUACAGACGAACCAGUUGACAGAGAAAAGUGAUGUCUAUAGCUUUGGAGUGGUCCUCGUGGAGCUACUGACAGGAGAGGAUGUACUUUCAUUCAAUAGGUCCGAAAAGGACAGAAGUCUAGCUAUGUAUUUUCUUUCUUCCUUGAAAGAUGAUCGAUUGUUUGAAAUUCUUGAGAAUCGUAUAGUUGAAGGAGGAAAUAAAGAGCAGAUCAAUGAAGUUGUUAAACUUGCAAAGAGGUGCUUAAGUGUAAAGGGGGAUGAAAGGCCUACUAUGAAAGAACUGGCAACAGAAUUAGAAGGAAUAAGAAAGACGGAGACGCAUUCGUGGGUUAAUGCUCAAUCAAAUCUGGAAGAGGCGGAACACUUGCUUGGUGAGACAUCUCAUGCUUACGACUACAGUGAAAGAAGCAGUAGUAUCGUUGGAUAUGACAGCAUUAAUGACCAAGUAACAUUAGCCUGGGGGGAUGGGAGAUAAAUGCAUGUGGCAUGCAUGAUAACAUCCGCCCUUCAUGACGUUUUUUUCUAAUGCAAUUUCCCAUUUUAUUUCCCUAAAAAUAAGGCAGGGAGAAAAAUAAUGAACUUGUUGCAGGCACGCUCCUUUCCCUGCGUUUAAUUUAUAUUAGUUUAGGAUCGUGCCUAAGAGCUAUGUAUUUUCUUUAUUUGGUUACUGUAGUAAUUAUAACUGCUUGUGCUUU
Messenger RNA from Corylus avellana, 2524 nucleotides. RefSeq names its product putative wall-associated receptor kinase-like 16. Gene Ontology annotation, cellular component: plasma membrane. Gene Ontology annotation, biological process: protein phosphorylation; cell surface receptor signaling pathway. The record is from RefSeq and is a predicted model, not a curated record. Gene Ontology annotation, molecular function: ATP binding; protein serine/threonine kinase activity; calcium ion binding. Lineage: Eukaryota; Viridiplantae; Streptophyta; Magnoliopsida; Fagales; Betulaceae.